UGUGCAUAAUUAAUAGAAUUUAUAUUUACAGUUAUCACCUACAGAACCAAUUAAAGUGCCUAAAUCGGUAUCUGACAAAAAGCGUUUCUUUGAAUCAGCUAUGGAGGACCAACAUAAACCAACACAAAAAUCUGAAAAAGUUUUCUCGUUUCUGUCAAAAGAUGAAGUCGAGAAGUUGAAACAGGAAGAAGAAAGGAAAAUCGCAACCCUUCGUCGUGAUAAAAAUGCACGAUUAGCUGAUUUUAGCGGUGGAAGUUUAAAUGAUGCCACAAAUGAUGAAGCGGAUGCAGCUAAAUGCACUGGUAAUGAAGAGCAUGCAGAUCGUACUGAAGAUGAUGACGAUGAUGAUGAUGAAGUCGACAAUAUAGACGUUGAUAGCGUAUUACGUGAUACCAUCGCCGAUCACAAUAAAUGUGAAAUAGAUGAUAUGAGGAACCCACUUGAAGAAAUCGAAGCAGUAUUUAGAAGCUAAUCUCUUUUUAUAUUUUUUACACUUUUUAUAGUUUUAAGUCACUAACUAUACUUUUAAAAUUAUAUUUAUUA
Molecule: messenger RNA, 543 nt
Organism: Teleopsis dalmanni
Lineage: Eukaryota; Metazoa; Arthropoda; Insecta; Diptera; Diopsidae
Product: protein lap4-like
Exons: 3
Coding region: 101-472 (123 amino acids)
Source: RefSeq, a predicted model, not a curated record